AUGGUCUCAUUUUCAUGCGAGGGAUGUGGUGACAUCCUCACCAAGAAGAAGCUCGAUCCUCACGCCAAUCAGUGCUGGGGCGCAUCUUUCACCUGCAUCGACUGCAUGGUACACUUCCAGGGCACCGAAUAUCGUGCGCAUACCAGCUGUAUGUCUGAGGCUCAGAAGUAUCAAGGCCAUCUCUACAGAGGCGAGAAGAAGGGCAAGGGUCAAAAUCAGAACCAGAAGAAACAGGACCAAGCACUCGUCCCUCAUAAAGCACCCGAAGCCCCCUCGACCGACGUCGCCAAAACCAAUGCUCCGCCGAAAGCACCCUCUCCUCCUCCUUCCGGUGCUGAAUUGCCGCCUGGUGUUAAUGUUUUCGACUACAUGGACACACCAGCGAAGAUCGAGUCUGCGCCCUUCGUCACCCCGGCCUCGAAGCGUGAACGCGAUGAAAAGAACAAGAGCGACAAGAAGCGCAAGAGAGAUGAUCAAGACAUGUCAGAACCUACUCCUGCUCUGCACACUGGUCUCACAGGCGGCCUGAACAGAAUGCUGUCAGGUCCCGAUUUCGGCCAGGAUGGUGCUGCAGCCAGCCCUCUUAGUCCCCAGAAGCGUAGCAAGAAGGACAAGUCAGAAAAAGAGGAUUCCAAGAAAGCUUCAUCCGUCAAAAGCUCGUCCAAGAAGUCCACAUCCUCAGACGCGCGCGAAGACAAGCAGCUCGUCACUUACCGCUCUCCAGCAGAGCUGUUCUUGAGUUUUGUCAACAAGGGUCCCGAAAGCGACAGCGGCUUGAGCAUUAACAAAGCUCUUAAGCGCUACCAUCGUGAGCGUCAAGCUCGGGGAGAGAAGGACGACGGCGACAAAGACCUCUGGAAGGACCUUCGCAUCAGAAAGAACGAGAGAGGAGAGUAUGUCCUCUUCAUUUGA
Molecule: messenger RNA, 912 nt
Organism: Aureobasidium pullulans EXF-150
Lineage: Eukaryota; Fungi; Ascomycota; Dothideomycetes; Dothideales; Saccotheciaceae
Exons: 2
Coding region: 1-912 (303 amino acids)
Biological process (GO): rRNA processing; negative regulation of transcription by RNA polymerase II
Cellular component (GO): nucleolus
Molecular function (GO): DNA binding
Source: RefSeq, a predicted model, not a curated record